Cervus elaphus (red deer) is the source of this 969-nucleotide messenger RNA. RefSeq names its product olfactory receptor 10S1. The transcript has a single exon. Gene Ontology annotation, cellular component: membrane. The record is from RefSeq and is a predicted model, not a curated record. NCBI's taxonomy places the organism in Eukaryota, Metazoa, Chordata, Mammalia, Artiodactyla, Cervidae. Bases 1 to 969 code for a protein of 322 amino acids. Gene Ontology annotation, molecular function: G protein-coupled receptor activity; olfactory receptor activity. Gene Ontology annotation, biological process: G protein-coupled receptor signaling pathway.
AUGAUCAGGGAGACAGAAGCCCCCAACCAGACGGUGGUGGACUACUUCUUCCUUGAGGGUCUGAUGUACACAGCUGAACAUCCUAGCCUGUUCUUUCUGCUCUUCCUCCUCAUCUAUAGCAUCACCGUUACGGGGAAUCUGCUCAUUCUCAUCACCGUGGGCUCUGACCCUCACCUCUGCUCCCCCAUGUACCACUUCCUGGGGCACCUCUCCCUCCUGGACGCCUGUCUGUCUACGGUGACAGUGCCCAAGGUCAUGGCAGGCCUCCUGACUCGGGAUGGAAAGGCCAUCUCCUUGGAGGGCUGCGCGGUCCAGCUUUACUGCUUCCACUUCCUGGCCAGCACCGAGUGCUUCCUGUACACAGCCAUGGCCUACGACCGCUACCUGGCUAUCUGCCGCCCCCUGCACUACCCGCUGGCCAUGAACAGGCGGAUGUGUGCCGGGCUGGCUGGGAUGACUUGGACCGUAGGUGCUGUGCACUCCGCCCUCCAUACCUGCCUCACCUUCCGCCUGCUCUACUGCGGGCCUCGUCGCAUCGCCUACUUCUUCUGUGAUAUCCCGCCAGUGCUGAAGCUGGCCUGUGCAGACACCACCAUCAAUGAGCUUGUCAUGCUUGCCAGCAUUGGCAUUGUGGCUGCAGGCUGCCUGAUCCUCAUCGUCAUCUCCUACGUCUUCAUCGCCGCGGCGGUGUUGCGCAUCCGCACAGCGGCGGGCAGAAAGCGCGCCUUCUCGACUUGCACCUCCCACCUCACGGUGGUGCUUCUGUACUACCUGCCUCCCGUCUGCAUCUACCUGCAGCCUCGCUCCAGCGGGGCAGGCGUCGGAGCCCCUGCUGUCUUCUACACCAUAGUCACUCCCAUGCUCAACCCUUUCAUUUACACCCUGCGGAACACAGAGGUGAAGCAGGCUCUGCGAAGACUUCUGGGCCAAGGCGCCAGAGACUCUCCAGCAGACAGCCCACUCCGCUAA